This is a messenger RNA of Aureobasidium pullulans EXF-150, 942 nucleotides long. RefSeq lists its product as uncharacterized. The transcript has 3 exons. The record is from RefSeq and is a predicted model, not a curated record. Bases 1 to 942 code for a protein of 313 amino acids. NCBI's taxonomy places the organism in Eukaryota, Fungi, Ascomycota, Dothideomycetes, Dothideales, Saccotheciaceae.
AUGAAAUCCUUCUUCGUUUCCGCUGCUCUUGUUGCUGCAGCAGAUGCACUUGUUGCUCGCGACUCUCCAUGCUGCUUCCAUUUGACUGCCUCUGGUGGUCCUGGUGGCGUUGUCGGUCAGCUCUCUGAUGGUCAGAACCGCAUUGGACAAGGCUUACCCGGUGCUCAAUAUUGCAUUGACUCCAAGGGUGGGCUCACUGAUGGCAAUGGUCGUGGCUGCAUUUUGACACCUCCUACAACUCAGUUCCAGUGUGACCAGGGUGCCAGCCCCACGGAUGGAUUUUCCGUCGGUUGUGAUGGCAAGCUCUCAAUCAAAGGCAACACUGACUUCAAGUCUUGCCCAACUGGUGACAACGGAGGAUACAACAUUUACACCACUGCCCCAGCUGGUCAAGGUGGCUGCGUCUCCGUCACCUUGAGUGCGGAUAACUGCAAAUCCGGCUGCCCUGCUCCAGCUCCCGCACCAGCCCCUACUCCCAAGACUUGUCCUGCUGCUCUGACUGGUGCCUACGAGUACCCUCAUCUCAUUGUCCCGGUCGACUCUAAGCAGCCAGACAAGGCGUUCGGUACUUCUUACAACGGUACUAUCACUAGCUCUGUAUCGAGCUUGUUCAACUUCGAUAUCCCCAGCUCUGAUUCCGGAAAGACCUGUUCUUUGGUCUUCUUGUUUCCCGAGCAGAAGAAUCUUGAGACUUCUUCGUUCGACUUCUCUGGCGCUGGGGGUGUCGACUUCACAAUGCUGAAAGGCACUGCCAGCUCCAGCACCACGUACAACAACAAGCCUGGCGUUGCCACUGAUUACGGUGUGACCAAGGUUGCCCCUGGCACGUCGUCGGUGGUUGCAACGUUCCCCUGCCCAGCCGGGUCUGCUAUCGGUUUCGGAUUGUCUGCAUCGGACGGUACCAUGCUUUCGUAUUUCCAGGACUACAACCCGUCUCCGUGA